UGUGUUACCUAAUCAUGAAGCGGCCUUAGACGUCAACAACAAUCCUUCUUCUGUUGCGAACUAUCGUCCCUCAUCUUGCUUUACAGCCACCCAUGGCGCAGGUCUACCGUCAAUUGCUGCACUGGACGAAGUGUCACUUCCAUCCUGAGGCGGACCACAAUGUCGAUAUAAAUGAAGGGGAGGUUAACCGAAGCAAAGUCAUUGACCAUUAUUUGAAUAGUGUAGCAUUACGCCCCACAAGCCGACGAGAAUCUAAGAAACAGUGGAGCUUGGCCCUCGAUGAGAGUGGGGAUAUGCCAGACAGCGCAGAGCAACUCCUAGACGACUACGCCCUGGCGCUAAAUAUCACAUCCCCGAAUACUGUUGCUAUGCGUUGCCGCAUUGACGCUGUUCUGCUGUCGAUUCUAGCCACUGCAAAGAAGGAAGAAACCAACGCUCGCGAACACACUGCACCGGACGCCGAAGACAGUCCGUAUCUAGCCUUUCUGCCGAAAGUUUCUAUGCUACAUACCAUCAAGGGAAAACGCUAUACUCUGGAGUGUAAUGCCGACAACAUCCUAUGGUACGGUGACCGCGAUGAACUAGACACCAACCUACUUGUUGUUCGCAAGGAAAGUCCCUUGGAUACUGGAGAUUACUCAACGCUUGCGCCCAUGGUCAUGAUCCACCGUGCCCACAGACUUGCCGGGCGUAAAACUGAGAUCUAUGGUAUCUGUACCGAUAGUUGCCAAUGGAACUUCAUACACAUCAACAAAAAGGGCCGGGUACGUGAGCCUCAUGCUUUGUAUAAGGCUCACGUUCAUGUUUUCAGGUCUCCCAUUUAUCACUGUACUGGUUGCAUGACCAGCGGCAGAUUACCAAACAGGUUCGCAGCAUUAUCCGCCAGGCAGUUACCCUUCAUCAAAAAGCAAGUGGAAGUUCGAGACAAUUGAGAACUUGCAGUGAAUUGACCGGAUGCAAGGUCUCGUAUCAGAGUGAGCAGAGCGACAACUUCGAUGUCAUACUGGAAUGACUUCUAUAUAUGUCGUGAUGAGAAAUUGAUGAGGACAUUACAGGCAUUUCGUGAAAAGGUAUCAGGAACAAAAUCAAUCUAGGAAUUGAUAUCACCUGAUGAUAAUUGUAAUCCUAGAGCGUAGCUAAUCUUUAGGCUCACAUUAUUAUAGAAUCGAUAAAGUCGCAGCACCUUCAACAUGUUGUCAUCCUCAACCAUUAAAGUGGCUCCACCCUCGAAACACAUCGUCGAGUCAU
This is a messenger RNA of Aspergillus pseudonomiae, 1248 nucleotides long. RefSeq lists its product as uncharacterized. NCBI's taxonomy places the organism in Eukaryota, Fungi, Ascomycota, Eurotiomycetes, Eurotiales, Aspergillaceae. The coding region runs from base 93 to 932 and encodes 279 amino acids. The record is from RefSeq and is a predicted model, not a curated record. The transcript is spliced from 3 exons.